CAAAUCAAACAGAGAUCAGUGCUGUAAAUGCAAAGUAGAAAAACCUACGCUUCACAUUAAGCAAGCCUACUAUUGUCGAUCAUGUUUCAUGUAUCAAUAUGUAGGAAAGUAUAGAUCUAUCCUUAUCCGACUAAGGCAUGGCAGUAGAAAGAAGGGCAAAGUACUUUUAGCUUGCUCCGGUGGACCAUCAUCUAUAUCCCUUGUCGACUUGACCAAGAACAUUAUGCACACUCUACCAAACGAAAAGAAAAAGAUCCAAGUCGUACCUGAAGCAGUCAUCUGUCACAUCGAUGAAAGCUCCUUGUUUGACUCGAUGAGCGGUUCUGCAGAGACAUUACGUGCACGUAUGAAGGAGCAUUACCCCAAUUUUGAAUUUAUAUGUCAUCCGAUCGAAGACGUCUUUAGUCCUCAGUUUGUAAAGAGUGUCAAUUUUGAUAAAUACCUCAACUCGGAAGGAACAGAGAAUGGCAACUAUGAACAUUGGGCUGAAUAUGCAUACAAGACACCUUCAGUCGACCACAAAGAACAACUUCAAUCAUUAUUCAAUAGCAUCAAAAAGACUACGGCCAAAGAAGAUUUACUGUGGCACAUGAAGAUGCAGAUGCUUGUCACUGUUGCUCAGCGUGAGGGUUGCACCUAUAUCUUCUUUGCGGAUUCAGCUACAAGACAGGCCAUCAAGAUGAUCUCUUGGACAGCCAAGGGUCGAGGCUACAGCUUACCUCUAGACAUCAGUGUUGAUAAUGAGCAGACAUUUGGUGUGGGUAUUAUACGACCUAUGAAAGAUAUGCUGUCGAAGGAGGUUGGAUUCUACAAUUACUUUUCGGGUAUUGACAAGCUCGUCAUUCCUCCCUACAACUUUGGUACCAUGAUGCCUGCCAAGAGCUCAAUUGAUCGAUUGACAGAAGACUUUAUAAAUGGAUUAGAACGAGAUUUCCCAUCGACGGUCAGUACAGUCUGUCGAACGGUCGGCAAGUUGACGCCUUCGAAAGAUAUGGACUACAAGCAAACCUGUGCUAUGUGUUUGAUGCCACGGCAAACAGGAAUUGGGGAAUGGAGAAAGCACAUUACAGUGACAGAAGUGCCUGGUGCAGAUACAAAGCCUUCUGAUGAUGGGUGCUGUGGUAAUAAUCAAUCAUGCUCAACGACAAAUGGCUGCAAGGGUAAUAAAGUAGAUAUCAAUCAGCAUCUAUGUUACAGCUGUCAAGUCAACUUUAAGGACUACAAUGCGACAACAAUUCAGCUACUACCACCCUAUGUCGUAGAAAAUACACAAGAACAAAGUCGAGACGAACGAUUACUGAAUGAAAUUAAAGAUUUUUUAAUUAAUGAUGAUGAAUAAAACAAAGAAAUUCUAAGUACACGAAAGAAGCGG
Rhizopus microsporus ATCC 52813 is the source of this 1372-nucleotide messenger RNA. RefSeq lists its product as uncharacterized. Gene Ontology annotation, cellular component: cytosol. Gene Ontology annotation, molecular function: sulfurtransferase activity; tRNA binding. Gene Ontology annotation, biological process: tRNA wobble position uridine thiolation. The transcript has 5 exons. The record is from RefSeq and is a predicted model, not a curated record. Bases 89 to 1339 code for a protein of 416 amino acids. NCBI's taxonomy places the organism in Eukaryota, Fungi, Mucoromycota, Mucoromycetes, Mucorales, Rhizopodaceae.